Messenger RNA from Tripterygium wilfordii, 1302 nucleotides. RefSeq names its product protein EARLY RESPONSIVE TO DEHYDRATION 15-like. The record is from RefSeq and is a predicted model, not a curated record. Lineage: Eukaryota; Viridiplantae; Streptophyta; Magnoliopsida; Celastrales; Celastraceae. Bases 651 to 1037 code for a protein of 128 amino acids. The transcript has 3 exons.
UGUGAUUUUCUGUUUGGCUGACGAGAAAGUAGAGAGAAAACAGAAAGGAGAAAUCCGGAAGGCCAAGAUAUAUUUUGGGCAUAAAAUUGCGUUUUGUUUUCAAUUUCUUCAUUUUUUUUGUGGGAUCCAGUGGAACCUUUCUCUGUUCUGAUCGAGUGAUUUGAUUUAUUCUUUUCUGUUCAAUUUGAUGUAUGUGGUUGUGUUGUAAAUGUAGCCGCUUUUUCACUGGUUGAUUUUGAUUUUGUGUUUGGUUGCCAAGAAUAAUGAUAGAAGAUAAAAGGCUAGGAAUUUUUGUAUCAGCUGAAGUUUUUAGUAGUUUUCGAUUGCCUUAUGCGUUCCGCGAUCAGAAGGAGCUUGCUUUUCUUUGAUUGAGCAGUUCUUGCGGUGAAAUUUCAAAUUCCUUGAUCAUAAACCUGAAAUUUGUGCUGGUAAUUACUUGGUGAUGGAUUUUUCUUAAAGAUAUUGAGGUGUUUUGGAGAAUUUUUAAUCUACUGCUGCUGUUUUGCUUCUGAUCUUAAGAUCUGUAUGAACUGGUGAUGGAUAUGGCGUGUUGAACAGACUGUGCUAUGGUAUCUUUACUGUUGUGCGAUAUGCUUUCCGAAUGGUGUUAGGAAAACUUUGAAGAGACAAGACAACUGAAUUACAGAAGGAUGGCCCUGGUUUCAGGAAGGUCAACAUUGAAUCCUAAUGCUCCUCUCUUUGUUCCUGCUGCUUUCCGCCAAGUGGAGGAUUUCUCCCCUGAGUGGUGGCAACUGAUUACUACCUCAACAUGGUACCACGAUUAUUGGCUUAGCCAACAUCAGGGCGAGGAUGGCUUCUAUGACAACGCUGAUGACGACUUCUUCGAUACUGGUGAUAUAGCUGAUUUGCUUCCCGACACAUUUGAUAUUGACGUUAGUGAAGAUUUCCCCAUUUUGGAAGUUCAGUUUGAAGAUCUCACUUAUGAAGCUGAAGUUGAGGGCAAGUCAUCUCCUUUGGAUGGCACUGUUGCUGAGGCACCCAUUGGAGGAUCCAAGUUUGUCAAAACCUCUGGAUGAAAGAGGUGCAGAAGCAAACUAUAUCAGGAAGCUAGUUGGUGUGGCUGUGAAGCUUGGUCAUUAACUUCAUGUUGCAGUUAGUCCAGCAGUAUAGGAUUGUGUAGUUUCUGUAAUUUAUGUGUAGAACCAGAGCAAGGUUGCAACCCUUUUAGAAGUCAUUGUUCAUUCUCGGGUUUCCUGUUUUAGUUACCUUUAACAGAAAAGUGUAAAAUCCAAAAGUGUAAAAUGUUAGCAAGAAUGGAAAGUUCAUGUUUUCACCCGAGCA